AUGGAGCACAUGUCCUCUCCGGUCAGGUUCCGCAGCAAUAAGAAAGCUGCGACUUUUGCAGAAAAGGAGUUAUCUAGUCUGUCUAUUGAGGACCAGGAGGACACUCAGUUUCCUUAUGCCAUGAGGGACCUACCUCCCAUCCCUCAGCCUGGUGAACAGCUCCAGACACCAGUCAACCGUGAGGCAGAGGGAUCUGGGGCAGCAACCAAUGGGAGACUCACCAGCCUUCCUGGGACGCCCUCUCUGCCCCGUCCCAUCCCAUGCCACGCCGCUGGAUUCCCGAUAGUCCCUCACAGACCAAAUCGUGCAGGGAUGGACGCAGAGAUCCAGCCCCUGCCCCUGAGGAGGCAACUCAUCUCUCAGGUGUCUUUUGAAUCUCCGCUCAGCCCAUCCUCCCGUCCACGCAGUCCAUGGGGACGGUUUGACCCCUAUGACUCUCCGGAGGAUCAGGACAAGGAGUAUGUGGGCUUUGCCACAUUGCCCAACCAGGUUCAUAGAAAAACAGUGAAGAAGGGUUUCACGUUUACACUCAUGGUGGCAGGAGAGUCUGGCCUUGGUAAAUCCACACUCAUCAACAGUUUGUUUCUCACGGACCUCUACAAAGACAGGAAGGUUCCUAAUGCUGAAGAACGGAUCAGUCAAACAGUCGACAUCAUCAAACACACCAUUAGCAUUGAGGAGAAAGGAAUCAAAUUGAGGCUCACCAUCAUAGACACACCAGGGUUCGGAGACGCUGUCAACAACACAGAAAGCUGGAAGCAAGUAGAAGACUACAUCGACCAGCAGUUUGAACAGUACUUCAGAGAUGAGAGCGGCUUGAACAGAAGAAAUAUCCAGGACAACAGAGUUCACUGCUGCCUCUACUUCAUCUCUCCGUUUGGCCACGGUCUUCGACCUCUGGAUGUGGAGUGUAUGAAGGCUUUGCAUGAAAAAGUCAACAUAGUUCCCCUAUUGGCCAAAGCUGACAGCCUGACACAAGCAGAGGUCUGCAGAAAGAAGAUGAAGAUCAGAGAGGAGAUCAAGCAGUUUGGAAUCAACAUCUACCAGUUUCCCGAGUGUGAUUCAGAUGAGGACGAAGACUUUAAGAAGCAGGACCAGAUACUCAAGGACAGCAUCCCGUUUGCAGUAAUUGGGAGUAACGUUCAAGUGGAAUGUAAAGGUCGCAGGUUCAGGGGUCGUGUCUAUCCCUGGGGUGUGGUAGAAGUGGAGAACCCAGAUCACUCUGACUUCCUGCUGCUGAGGAACAUGCUGGUGAGAACGCACAUGCAUGACCUGAAGGACGUGACUCGGGAGACACACUACGAAAACUACAGAGCACAAUGCAUCCAGAACAUGACACGCAUGGUGGUGCAGGAGAGGAAACGCAGUUUGCGCGAGAAACAUCGCGAGGGGAGCGAGGCAGAUUUUCCUCUGCCGCUGGCCGUCGUUGACACUGAGAAGGAAAGACUCAUCUUUGAGAAAGACGAAGAGCUGAGGAGGAUGCAGGAGGUGCUGGAGAGGAUUCAGGAGCAGAUGCAGCACAGCCAGAGAGGCGGCUGCUGA
Molecule: messenger RNA, 1542 nt
Organism: Toxotes jaculatrix (banded archerfish)
Lineage: Eukaryota; Metazoa; Chordata; Actinopteri; Toxotidae
Product: septin-5-like
Exons: 13
Coding region: 1-1542 (513 amino acids)
Biological process (GO): cytoskeleton-dependent cytokinesis; regulation of exocytosis
Cellular component (GO): microtubule cytoskeleton; synaptic vesicle; septin complex
Molecular function (GO): GTP binding; molecular adaptor activity; GTPase activity
Source: RefSeq, a predicted model, not a curated record